This is a messenger RNA of Hippocampus comes (tiger tail seahorse), 2205 nucleotides long. It is a transcript of the gene tysnd1, whose product is annotated as trypsin like peroxisomal matrix peptidase 1. The record is from RefSeq and is a predicted model, not a curated record. The transcript is spliced from 4 exons. Gene Ontology annotation, cellular component: peroxisome. Bases 281 to 1843 code for a protein of 520 amino acids. Gene Ontology annotation, biological process: regulation of fatty acid beta-oxidation; protein processing. Lineage: Eukaryota; Metazoa; Chordata; Actinopteri; Syngnathiformes; Syngnathidae. Gene Ontology annotation, molecular function: serine-type endopeptidase activity.
UGACCCUUUCUAGCCAAUCACAAUAGCAAGUCAGUGCCGUCACUUCUCGCGAGUCAAUGAGACGAGACCAGGAAGUUCACCAGUACUGAAGUAACAGAACCACUUAUUUUUUAAACUUUCGGGUUCAAAUUGGUCAUGACGAGUCUGUUUAAACAUUUUAGUGUGAUGGUUGCGUCGCCUCUGUGUGAGGAUUUUCAAACGUUACAUUUCAACGUGUCUUCUAGUGGUUAAACAUCGUUAAACGUCAACAUGAGCAAAGUUCAUCUGCUUGGCUAACACCAUGGAGGUAGAAGACGUGGAGAGGUGCUGCUGUGUUGUUACCUUGAAUGAAGCAUUUUCUGCCCCCGCGCCCGUAAGCUUUAGCGCUGUUGUCAUCCAUCCCACCACCGGAGUGGUGAUAUCCACCGGACUGCCGUUUUUUCGUUUCAUUAUAGACAAAAAGUCCUCUUAUGCCAGCGAACGUCGCUUCCUGUUACGUCACAACUUCCGCGUCCACCUUAAAAUCGACAUCAGCUUUCCUUCCCGGAGUCACGUGGAGGCCAAUGCAUGUGGAGUGAGUGAAGUUGGCCCACCCAGCACAAGACACAGGAGAGAUGAGCAAGGAGCUGAGUUGCUGAUGCUGGUCAACUGUGUGGAGUUCAAAAAGACUUUCCAGACACUUUUCCAUAAGGCUGACCAGUGGCGUUUCCAUGGCGAUGAUGAUGACGACCUUUUUCGAGAUGCUGACUGCCUCAGUUGGUUCGCUAUACUCAAGGCAGACAAGCCACAUCCAGGUACCGUCUCCUGGCGAAGGAGCACGUGUCUUCAGAAAGGCUCCCCGGUCAUCGCCUGCGGCUCGCCGUUUGGUUCCCUCUGCUCUGACCUCUUCAAUGGCACUGUGAGCAAGGGCAUCAUCAGCAACUUGGCGGGCGAGGACAACGCCAUCAUCCUCACAGAUGCCCGCUGCUUGCCAGGCACAGAAGGCGGUGGCUUGUUCACGAUGGAAAAUGACUCCCUGUACCUGGUCGGAGUGAUAGUGUCACCAUUUGGCUGGAAGGCCAACGAGUGGAUCGGACUCACGCUUGUUUGUUCUGUCCACUCAAUCCUCCGGAAUAUUGUUCAAUGUGGCGACAUUCAGGAUCUGCUCCAUGAUGUCUGGCUUCACCCCGCAGAGGUCUUUACGACCCGAAAGGCCAAUGCAGGUCCAUAUCCGAAUGUGUGCUUGGUGGACAGCGGGCAGCACUGGGGAUCAGGGGUCCUUGUCACCCCUGAACUUAUUCAAACCUGCCGACACGUCGUCAACGGGAAGUCCACAGUCGCCCUCAAGUUUCACCACAGAGCCAGAGUCCUCGACACUUUUGGCGACGUCCUGUUCUCCACUAAGGCAUCAUCGCCCUACGACGUCGCUGUGGUGCGGUCCAGAGAAUCCAUCUUUGACGUCGUCAUUCCUCAAAUGGCUCACGAGUUCAACACAGGUGAAUCUGUGUUGGUGGUGGGCUACGGCGGGCUUGGUCGCUGGUGUGGCCCGUCGUUGACUUGCGGUGUCCUUUCCAAAGCCAUCCGUCACCACAACCGUACCAUCAUGCUUCAGACCACCUGUGCAGUUCAGGCAGGGACCAGUGGGGGCGCUGUCAUACGAGCAUCCACGGGAGAGCUUCUUGGCAUCGUUUCCAGCAACACGAGGGACUUGGCCUCCAAAGUGACCUACCCUCACCUUAACUUUUGCAUCCCAGUAAGCAUGCUGGACGGGCCUCUUCUUCACUUAAGUCGGCUUGGGGACGUGAGGAUGUUUGACGUGCUGGAUGUUGCAGAAGAACAAGUGAAAAGAGUGUGGAGGCUACAAGGUACACCAAGCAAAUUGUGAAUUGUGUCCCUGUGUCAUACGAACACUGGAACUAGCCUGUUUGGCACAAUUUAUUAAAUAUAAAUUACAUUCAUCAGCAGAGAACACUUUGAGCACUUCCAAAUGAUGCAAAAAAUUCAGAUUUAUGGGGAAUUGCCUUUCAAUUCAUGCUCAUACUGCAAUGUUAUAAAACAAGAAGUUGCUCAAUCAUGGCAACCCCUUAGCGCCACCCCUGGUUGUCAUUAUUACGAAUGCCCAUUGGCCCCGUAGUACACAUGGGCGGGGUGAGCAGUGCCUCACAAAACGGAAUAAUUUCAACUCAAGUGUUAUAAGUGCACGUGUGCUGUAAUCCUUUAACCUUUAAAAAAAAAAGGAUUUCCUUU